Dipodomys ordii (Ord's kangaroo rat) is the source of this 4257-nucleotide messenger RNA. It is a transcript of the gene Itga5, whose product is annotated as integrin, alpha 5 (fibronectin receptor, alpha polypeptide). Gene Ontology annotation, molecular function: integrin binding. Bases 64 to 3225 code for a protein of 1053 amino acids. The transcript has 30 exons. The record is from RefSeq and is a predicted model, not a curated record. Gene Ontology annotation, cellular component: external side of plasma membrane; integrin complex. NCBI's taxonomy places the organism in Eukaryota, Metazoa, Chordata, Mammalia, Rodentia, Heteromyidae. Gene Ontology annotation, biological process: angiogenesis; integrin-mediated signaling pathway; cell-cell adhesion.
CCUCUGGGAGGUUUAGGAAGCGGCUCCGGGUCGGUGGCCCCAGGACAGGGAAGAGCGGGCGCUAUGGGGAGCAGGGCGCCUCGGUCCCCUCUCCACGCCGGGCAGCUGCGCUGGGGGAGCAGGCGCCGACCCCCGCUGCCCCCGCUGCUGCCUCUGCUGCUGUUGCUGCUGCUGCCGCCGCCCCUAUCUAGGGUCGGGGGCUUCAACUUGGAGGCCGAGGCCCCUGCGGUGCUCUCCGGGCCCCCGGGCUCCUUCUUCGGCUUCUCGGUGGAGUUUUACCGGCCGGGCACCGACGGGGUAAGCGUGCUGGUGGGGGCCCCCAAGUCUAACACCAGCCAGCCAGGAGUGCUGCAGGGGGGUGCUGUCUAUGCCUGUCCCUGGGGUACCAGGCCUGCACAGUGCACCCCCAUAGAAUUUGACAGCAAAGGCUCCCGGGUCCUGGAGUCCUCGCUGUCCGGCACGGAAGAAGAGGAGCCUUUGGAGUAUAAGUCCUUGCAGUGGUUUGGAGCCACAGUUCGAGCCCAUGGCUCCUCCAUCUUGGCAUGUGCUCCACUGUACAGUUGGCGCACAGAGAAGGAGCCGCUGAGAGACCCCGUGGGUACCUGCUACCUCUCCACAGACAACUUCACCCGAGUCCUUGAGUACUCGCCUUGCCGCUCAGAUUUCAGCUGGGUGGCAGGGCAGGGUUACUGCCAAGGCGGCUUCAGUGCCGAGUUCACCAAGACGGGCCGUGUAGUCCUGGGUGGACCCGGCAGCUACUUCUGGCAAGGCCAGAUCCUGUCCGCCACUCAGGAGCAGAUCGCUGAGUCUUAUUACCCCGAGUACCUCAUCAACCUGGUUCAGGGGCAGCUGCAGACCCGCCAGGCCAGCUCCGUGUACGAUGACAGCUACCUGGGCUAUGCUGUGGCUGUGGGUGAAUUCAGUGGUGAUGACAUAGAAGACUUCGUUGCUGGUGUACCCAAAGGGAACCUUACCUAUGGCUACGUCACCAUCCUUAAUGGCUCAGACAUCCGAUCACUCUACAACUUCUCAGGGGAACAGAUGGCCUCCUACUUUGGCUAUGCCGUGGCUGCCACUGACAUCAACGGGGACGGACUGGAUGACCUGCUGGUGGGGGCACCCUUGCUCAUGGAGCGCACGCCUGAUGGGCGCCACCAGGAGGUGGGCAGGGUCUACAUCUACCUGCAGCACCCAGCUGGCAUUGAGCCUGCACCCACCCUCACCCUCACUGGUCACGAUGAGUUUGGCCGAUUUGGCAGCUCCUUGACCCCCCUGGGGGACCUGGACCAGGACGGCUAUAAUGAUGUAGCCAUCGGGGCUCCCUUUGGUGGGGAGACCCAGCAAGGAGUAGUAUUCAUAUUUUCUGGGAGCCCAAGAGGCCUGGGCUCAAAGCCUUCCCAAGUUCUUCAGCCCCUGUGGGCAGCCGGCCACACCCCAGACUUCUUUGGCUUUGCCCUUCGAGGAGGUCGAGACUUGGAUGGCAACGGAUAUCCUGAUCUGAUUGUGGGGUCCUUUGGAGUGGACAAGGCUGUAGUAUACAGGGGCCGCCCCAUUGUGUCUGCCAGCGCUUCCCUCACCAUUUUCCCUGCCAUGUUCAAUCCAGAAGAGCGCAGCUGCAGCUUGGAGGGGAACCCUGUAUCCUGCAUCAACCUCAGCUUCUGUCUCAAUGCUUCUGGAAAACAUGUCCCCAACUCCAUUGGCUUCACGGUAGAACUCCAACUGGACUGGCAGAAGCAAAAAGGGAUACGACGGGCACUGUUUAUGGCCUCCAGACAGGCAACCUUAACCCAGACCUUGCUCAUCCAGAAUGGGGCUCGGGAGGACUGCAGAGAGAUGAAGAUCUACCUCAGGAAUGAGUCAGAAUUCCGAGACAAGCUCUCCCCGAUUCACAUCGCUCUCAACUUCUCCUUGGACCCCCAAGCUCCCCUGGACAGCCAUGGCCUCCAGCCAGUUCUGCAUUACCAGAGUAAGAAUCGGAUAGAAGACAAGGCUCAGAUUUUGCUGGACUGCGGAGAAGACAACAUUUGUGUGCCUGACCUGCAACUGCAGGUAUAUGGGGAACAGAAACCUGUGUAUCUGGGUGACAAGAACGCAGUGAACCUGACUUUCCACGCCCAGAACAUGGGCGAAGGCGGUGCCUACGAGGCUGAGCUUCGGGUCACGGCCCCUCCAGAGGCUGAGUACUCAGGACUCAUCAGACACCCAGGGAACUUCUCCAGCCUCAGCUGUGACUACUCCGCCGUGAACCAGAGCCGUCUGCUGGUGUGCGACCUGGGCAACCCCAUGAAGGCAGGGGCCAGCCUCUGGGGUGGCCUUCGGUUCACUGUCCCUCAUCUCCGGGACACAAAGAAAACCAUUCAGUUUGACUUCCAGAUCCUCAGUAAGAAUCUCAACAAUUCGCAAAGCAAUAUGGUCUCCUUCCUGCUCUCCGUGGAAGCUCAAGCCCAGGUGUCUCUUAACGGUGUCUCCAAGCCUGAGGCGGUGCUCUUCCCAGUCACCGACUGGCAUCCUCGAGACCAGCCUCAGAAGGAAGAGGAUGUGGGCCCUGCUGUCCACCACGUCUAUGAGCUCAUCAACCUGGGCCCCAGCUCCAUCAGCCAGGGUGUGCUGGAGCUCAGCUGUCCCCAUGCUCUGGAAGGCCAGCAGCUCCUCUAUGUUACCAGGGUGACCGGACUCAGCAACUGUACAGCCAGCCACCUCAUCAACCCACAGGGCCUGGAGCUGGACCCCGAGGGCCCCUCACACCUGCAGAAACGAGAAGCCCCAAGCCGCAGCGCCGCCACCUCUGGGGCAAAGGUCCUGAAAUGCCCAGAAGCUGAGUGUUUAAGGCUACGCUGUGAACUUGGGCCAUUACACCGACAAGAAAGCCGAACUCUGCAGCUACAUUUCCGAAUCUGGGCCAAGACCAUUCUGCAGCGGGAACACCAGCCACUUAGCCUUCAGUGUGAGGCUGUGUACGAAGCCAUGAAAAUGCCCUACCGGAUCCUGCCUCAGCAGCUGCCUCAAAAGAGACUUCAGGUGGCCACGGCCGUGCAGUGGAGCAAAGCAGAGGGCAGCAAUGGCGUCCCGCUGUGGAUCAUCAUCCUAGCCAUCCUUUUUGGACUUCUGCUUCUUGGUCUGCUCAUCUACAUUCUUUAUAAGCUUGGCUUCUUCAAGCGUUCCCUCCCAUACGGCACAGCCAUGGAAAAAGCUCAGCUCAAGCCUCCAGCCACCUCUGAUGCCUGAGUCCUCCUGAUCCCAGACUCCCAAUCCUGAAGAGCCAGUCCCCUGCUCUCCAUCUGUUCACAGAGAGGGGAUUGAGCACUUCCUGAAGGUGCUGAGGGCCAGGGAGAACUUCCUCUCCCUGGCCUAGAGACAUACUUGAAGGGCCAGAGCCAGGGGCCAGGAGAGAAACUGGGGCUGACCCUCCCCCUGUGCACUGUGAAGGACCCUCGUUUACACAUGCUCUCCCACAGAUGGGGGAACUCAGAUCCAGGGACAGAAGCCUCAGCCUUUCUGCAGCCUUUGCAUUUCAGAGUUUCCUGAAAACAACUUGGAAUCAUAGCUAGGGAAUCUAUUUGUGGUUCUUCGGGCCAGCCGUGCCACCAGGACUUCCUGUCCAGCUCCAGCCUGCAAAGAUGGGUCAUCACUCCUCACCAGAGAUCCAAAGGAAGCCCCACCCCCUCUCCAGCUAAGAAUCUGGGGCUUGAGGAGUGAGACCUGGCCUGGCAGCUCCAACAGCCCCCACCCUGGGGGACUAACAAGGAACACUAACCGAGGAUGGACCGCCUCAGGACAGAUCCCAAAUGAAGGUCAAGGGUCAAUGCUGGCCCAGACCCAGCUCUAGAGGAGUCAGAACUCACAUGGAGCUGGAUCCAGUCUGGGACCUGGAGUUGAUCUAAAGCCCAGCCUCAGAUGUUGAUAACCUAAUCUGGGCAGAUCCAGGACUGUAUUUGGGUCUGCUCCAGACCUGGGCCUAGAGGCCCUAUUUAUCCCUGACUUACGAAUAGUCAGGAAUUGCCUAGGACCCUGAAGAGGCCAUGAUGGCAACAGAUCUGGAACCUCAGCCUGGCCAGACUCAGGCCCCCUCAGUCUCUGGAGAAAGGGGAGCCUCAGGCCUGCAAGACUUAGAUUCUGUCCACCAGCUGCACUGAUGCUGCCCCUCCCCCACUCCUUGCCCAACCCUCCCUUCCCUUCCCCUGGGCUCCAGACACCCUGGACUUAUUUAAACUCUGUUGCAAGUGCAAUAAACCUGACCCAAUGUCCCUACUGACCAGA